This is a messenger RNA of Trypanosoma theileri, 573 nucleotides long. RefSeq names its product 40S ribosomal protein S5. Gene Ontology annotation, molecular function: rRNA binding; structural constituent of ribosome; mRNA binding. The coding region runs from base 1 to 573 and encodes 190 amino acids. The transcript has a single exon. Lineage: Eukaryota; Euglenozoa; Kinetoplastea; Trypanosomatida; Trypanosomatidae. Gene Ontology annotation, biological process: ribosomal small subunit assembly; translation. Gene Ontology annotation, cellular component: cytosolic small ribosomal subunit; ribosome. The record is from RefSeq and is a predicted model, not a curated record.
AUGAGCGCAAAGGCCCCAAAGCUCUUUAACAAGUGGUCGUACGAAGAUCUCCAGACGACGGAGAUCGCUCUCAGCGACCACAUUGCAAAGACGGCGACGUAUGUGCCUCACUCUGCUGGCCGCUGGCAGAAGAAGCGCUUUCGCAAGGCCCGCAUUCCGAUCGUGGAGCGUUUGACAAACGGUCUUAUGUUCAAGGGUCGUGGUAAUGGUAAGAAGCUGCAGGCUGUGCGCCUUGUGAAGCACACACUGGAGAUUAUUCACCUGCUGACAGACCAGAACCCCAUUCAGGUGGUGAUCGAUGCCGUGUCCAAGGGUGCACCACGUGAGGACUCCACUCGUGUUGGUUCUGGUGGUGUGGUCCGUCGUCAGGCCGUUGAUGUGUCUCCCAUGCGCCGUGUGAAUGAGGCUAUCUACCUGAUGUGCAAGGGUGCUCGUGAGGCUUCCUUCCGUAACCUCAAGACGCUUCCUGAGUGCCUCGCUGACGAGAUUGUCAAUGCGUCAAAGGGUAGCUCCAACUCGUACGCCAUCAAGAAGAAGGAUGAGGUGGAGCGCGUUGCCAAGGCUAACCGAUAA